Chlorocebus sabaeus (green monkey) is the source of this 1776-nucleotide messenger RNA. It is a transcript of the gene DEFB125, whose product is annotated as defensin beta 125. Gene Ontology annotation, biological process: innate immune response. Gene Ontology annotation, cellular component: extracellular region. The record is from RefSeq and is a predicted model, not a curated record. NCBI's taxonomy places the organism in Eukaryota, Metazoa, Chordata, Mammalia, Primates, Cercopithecidae.
UGCUGGCCUCAUAGAAUAAGUUAAGGUGGAGUCCUGCCUUCUCAAUUUUGGGAGAAUAGUUUCAGUAGGAAUGAUACCAGCUCUUCUUUGUAUAUCUGGUAGAAUUCAGCUGUGAAUCCGUCUGGUCCUGGGCUUUCAUUUUCAUCCUUUCUAUCCAGGUUUCGUAUCAGUCUAAAUAUGCUCUCUCUCUCUCUCUGUCCCUGUCUCUCUUUUUCUACCUUCCUCCUUUUCUCCACAUAACUUCUUUAAUGGCACAUGGCACAAUUUUAAUAUACACUUUUUGUUGUCCUGUUUGUCUCCUUCAAUGGCUUUUUGUAUUUGACAUAAUAUUAGUCUAGAUGUCAGUCAGUAUAAACUUUUGAAUGAAUGAAAAGUUGUUAUGUUGAUGCCAGAGUUAAAAAUUUGACCUAUAUUUUAUUCUCUACAGGUAGCUUUGAACCCCAAAAAUGUUGGAAGAAUAAUAUAGGAUAUUGCAGAAGACGAUGUUUAGAUACUGAAAGGUACAUACUUCUUUGUAGGAACAAGCUAUCAUGCUGCAUUUCUAUAAUAAUAUCAUAUGAAUACACUCGACGACCACCAUUUCGUGUGAUUCACCUAGAGGAUAUAACAUUUGAUUAUAGUGAUAUGGGCUCUUUUACUGGUUCCCCAGUAUCUAAGUUGAGUGAUCUGGUAACAUUUGACACACGUGGAGAAACCAUGACCCCCAAGACCAAUACUCCCGAGACUUCUAUGCCACCAUCCGAGACCAUUACUUCCAAGACUACUAUGCCAUCAUCCGAGACCACUACUUCCAAGACUACUAUGCCACCACCUUCUCAGAUGGCUCUUACUCAUAAUUAAUUAACAUUUACUUCUGGUAUGGAACAACUAGAAAUACUGCUGGAAAUAAUAGCCAAAGAGCUGAUUCUACCAAUCCAAUUUCACCCGGAAAAUUCCAUCAGGGAUUGGAUGAGCAUGGGGAUGGACAUAAUUGCUACUACUAAGACAACAGCCGAGAUAGUUGCCUUGCAAUUAGAAACAUGUAGACAGAAACGUAUAGAAGAUACAAGGAUUCUCUUAAUUGGACUUUAAGUCUUUAUCUGUCUUCCUCUGAUGUACUAAAAUAUGUGAGCUAAUUUUUGUCUUAAGUGAACAUUUGUAUGUCUAUGUAUUUUUCCAUGCCAAAAACAAAAACGAAGACCAUUGUUUGGAGCUGCCUAUUAUGUCUAAGACAAGAAUUUUUACUUUAACAGUGCCUGGCCCACUGCUAUCAUAUAUAGGAGAACAUAUGAAAGCAUAUAGAAAGACGGUUCCAGACAAAUGUUCCCUUCUCUACCCUCCACCUUUUAUUGUAAGAACUUACAAUACUUCUGUGUGUCAUGACGUCAAAUUUUGUUUAAGGUUCUAGCUGGUAACUAACAGUUAGUUAGAAGCUAAUUCUUUCAUUCAGCACAAGCACUGAUCUCACUGGAUAAAGAUAAAAGUGGGACUUGCCUUGAGAGUACAUCAUAUUAAAUUAAAAGCUGCAUCUCAAAUUCUACUUAUCUUUCCAAUCUUCUUUCCACUUAGAAGUCCAACUUCCAUCUAUGGCAGCCUCAUAACAUGCCUCCUCAGGUCUCUGUUUUGUCCAUGAAUGUUAGUUGUGUGCAGUGUUUCUAUGCUUUGUAUGGCUGUACGCAUGUGACUGCUGUUUGUAUGGCAACAGAUGGGUCAGUGAGUGUUUUCUGAUACUACAGAGAAGCGGUUAUAACUAUAAAGUUGAUUAGGUUUUUUUUUUUUUUUUUUUUUUUUUUUGAG